AUGACUCGCUUUGGUUUCCUCUCUCUGGCUUUAUGCUCUCUCCAGGCCUUCGUUGGCGCCGGCCUUGCUGCUGGUACGGAGAAUGCUGAACCAGAAGCCGUUGCUCUGUCUGUUUCGGCCCAGGCAUCUUUCCCUGCGUCCGAGAUCUUCGGCGUCAAGCUUGUCAAUGGUCACCCGACUCAGGCGCUGAUCGCCGUUUCCAACGAUGAGCCGAAUCCUAUUACAGUUAACUUCGUUGGAGGUAGUCUUCGCAGCCUCAAUGAUCAGGCCACCAUUGUCCGCAACUUGACUGCUACUCGCUACGCCAUCGAGGUCCCCGCUGGCUCCAAGGAGACCAUCAGCUACAGCUUCGCGACUGAGAUGCACCCCCAGGAUCUCCAGCUGACUCUUUCCGCCAUCGUUACCGACAGCGAGGGCCGUCUGGCUCCUAUCGUUGCCCACAAUGGCACUGUUAGCAUCGUCGAGGCGGAUACCAGCAUCUUUGACCCUCAGAUCUUGUUCCUCUACUUCUUCCUGUUGGCUUGUGUUUCUGGCACCGGUUACUUCUUCUACACUGUUUGGAUCGCCCCCUACUUCCCCCAGAAGCGCAAGUCCGGAAAGUUCACCGAGAAGCGCACUCAGGGUGCCUCGAAGCGCGCUGUGACCCCGGUCACCGAGGAAACUUCCAGCGGCGCCGCUGCCUCUUCUGCAACUGCCUACAACGCUGAUUGGAUCCCGUCCCACCACAUCAACCGCCCCGAGGCCCGGAAGGUCAAGGGCCGCUCUAAGGCCCGUGCGUAA
Molecule: messenger RNA, 780 nt
Organism: Penicillium bovifimosum
Lineage: Eukaryota; Fungi; Ascomycota; Eurotiomycetes; Eurotiales; Aspergillaceae
Product: putative translocon-associated protein, alpha subunit
Exons: 3
Coding region: 1-780 (259 amino acids)
Cellular component (GO): endoplasmic reticulum; endoplasmic reticulum membrane
Source: RefSeq, a predicted model, not a curated record